GUUUACAACCAUAACUUGAUCCAGCAGUCCGGUCAUCGCAGCGCACUCACCGGGAGACACGCGAGCUGAGCCUCAGCAGAAGGGCUCCUACAGGAGGGGGGACCGGCUACCGCGGCACAGAGAUAAACGGCGUACGUCCGGGGCGGUCGGCGACCAGGAUUACUAUUAUUUACUACUACUCUUAUGCCGCUGUCCCCGGUGCGCCACUGGGCUCAAGCGCUCCCGUCGGACUGGAUUUAACCCUGUUGCACCUGAGAGAGUCCUCUGCUGCGGCCGGAGCCCUAACAGGAUCGCGUUUCCUGCGCCGCCUCUCUCGAUGGAGGACCAGGCGGUCUCCCAGAGAGUCGGGGGCCCCGCCGCCCACGUCCCGGGGCCCGGCGGCGGGCCGGCCCGGGUCGUCCGGUGUGGGUGGCUGAAGAAGCAGGGCGGCUUCGUGAAGACCUGGCACACCCGCUGGUUCGUGCUGCGCCGGGAGCAGCUGUGCUACUACAAGGACGAGGAGGAGAACAAGGCCCUGGGCACCAUUGUGUUAUCUGGAAACAGAGUCACGGAGCACGCGACCAACGGCGACGAAGGAGGGAAGUUUCUCUUCGAGAUCGCUCCAGGAGGAGACAGGGAGCGAAUGACCGCUAACCAUGAGACCUACCUUCUCAUGGCCAACACCCAGAAUGACAUGGAGGAUUGGGUGAAGACCAUCCGCAGGGUCAUCUGGGCCCCCUUCGGAGGAGGCAUCUUCGGCCAGAAGCUUGAGGAGACGGUGCGUUACGAGCGGCGCUAUGGCAACAAGCUGGCCCCAAUGCUGGUGGAGCAGUGCGUGGACUUCAUCCGGGAGCAGGGCCUGCAGGAGGAGGGCCUGUUCAGGCUGCCGGGGCAGGCCAACCUGGUGAAGGAGCUCCAGGACGCAUUCGACUGCGGGGAGAAGCCCUCCUUUGACCGCAACACAGACGUCCAUACAGUGGCAUCUCUGCUGAAGCUGUACCUCAGAGAGCUCCCUGAGCCGGUGGUCCCCUUCUCCCAAUACGAUUGCUUCUUGGCCUGCACCAAGCUGCUCAGCAAGGACGACGCCACGGGUAUUGCGGAAUUGAGGAAACUUGUGAAAGCUCUACCUCAAGUCAACUACAAUCUCCUCACAUACAUUUGCAGAUUCCUAGAUGAAGUCCAAUCCUACUCAGGAGUGAAUAAAAUGAGCGUCCAGAAUCUAGGCACCGUCUUUGGUCCAAAUAUCUUGAGACCGAAGAUUGAAGAUCCUGUAGCAAUCAUGGAAGGUACAGUCCUGGUGCAGCAGCUAAUGGCGGUUCUGAUCGGGCGCCAUGACGCCCUGUUCCCCGAUGCGGAGGACGUCUCCACGGCGAUAGAGCGCGCCAACAACAACAACAACGAGCUCCCGUCGCACCGGCCGCUGCCCGUCUCCUCGGGCUCGGGCUCCGCAGGCCAGAACGCGGCCAACAACAACGCCACCCUGUCGUCACGACAGUGCGCGUGGGAGGCCCCCGACCCCCCUCCGCCGGCCCUGCAGCCCACCCACCCCCAGCACCACGCCAUGCACAUGGACAACGGCUCCCCGCCGCCGCACUCGCUCAGCCCCCGGAACAGCCUGGGGGGCCGCUUCGACCUGACGCGCAGCCCGCCGCUCACGCUCAAGAAGAACCCGGCCUUCAGCAAGGGCAGCGGCAUCGUCACCAACGGCUCCUUCAGCUCCACCUCCCCCGGGGGAGAGGGCGGGGCCGAGAAGGGCCCCGCCCUCGGAGGAGGAGGAGGAGGAGGAGGAGUGACAGGAGGGGGUAGCCUACCGGGGAGGCGCAACGGCGCCCACAAAGGCUCCGGAACCAAGAUGGGCACCAGCGGGGUGACCAACGGGGGCGGGGCGCGGCUGGGCGUGUCCAGCACCGACGUGGUCAACGGGAGCCUGAACGGACGCAACGGCCUCUGGGUGCCCAACGGCCACGUGACGCUGCGGGACAACAGCAAGGCGCGGGACGGCGAGCACGGCCACUCGUCCAGCCAGAACCGGCUGUCCACGUACGACAACGUCCAGCUGAACCAGCUGAACCUCCAGCAGCAGCAGCAGCAGCAGCACCACCACCACCCCCAGCAGCACCACCACCUCCCCCAGCACCACCCCCAGCAGACGCAGCCCGGGGACGGCUGCAGCGAGGACAAGCAGAGCGUGGACAGCGCCACCUGGUCCACCUCGUCCUGCGAGAUCUCCCUGCCCGACAACUCCACCUCCUGCCGCUCCUCCACCACCACCUGCCCCGAGCAGGACUUCUACGCCGGCCACUACGACGAACCGGACGGGCCGGCGGUGGCGGCGGCGGCGGCGGCGGCGAUGCGCGAGAGCGAGGGGGCGGCCCCCGGGGGCGGGGGCGGGGGCGGGGAGGCGGAGGGGAGGCACGGUGCCAACGGGAGGGGCCGCAGGGGGACCAGCAGCAGCGACACCAGCGACGGCUACCCGGUCAGCAACGGGACCAGCAGCCACAGCGCGCUGCACAGCCUGGUGGCCGGCCUGAAGCAGGAGAUGAACAAGCAGAAGAGCGAGUACGAGGCCCGGAUCAAGAGCCUGGAGCAGCGCAACCUGGAGCUGGAGACGGACAUGGCCGGCCUGAACGAGGAGCUGGACCAGGAGAGGAAGAAGUACACCAUGGUGGAGAUCAAGCUGCGCAACGCCGAGCGGGCCAAGGAGGACGCCGAGCGCCGCAACCACAUGCUGCAGAAGGAGAUGGAGCAGUUCUUCACCACCUUCGGGGACCUGACGGCGGGGCCCGGGGCCUCGACCGCCUCCACCGCCGCCGCCGCCGCCGCGGAGCCGCCACGACGGGCGGACCGCGCCAACAGCAUCUGGAUCCAAUGA
This is a messenger RNA of Gadus chalcogrammus (walleye pollock), 2851 nucleotides long. It is a transcript of the gene arhgap24, whose product is annotated as Rho GTPase activating protein 24. NCBI's taxonomy places the organism in Eukaryota, Metazoa, Chordata, Actinopteri, Gadiformes, Gadidae. The coding region runs from base 317 to 2851 and encodes 844 amino acids. Gene Ontology annotation, biological process: activation of GTPase activity; negative regulation of Rac protein signal transduction; signal transduction. Gene Ontology annotation, cellular component: focal adhesion. Gene Ontology annotation, molecular function: GTPase activator activity. The transcript is spliced from 10 exons. The record is from RefSeq and is a predicted model, not a curated record.